Molecule: messenger RNA, 3692 nt
Organism: Physeter macrocephalus (sperm whale)
Lineage: Eukaryota; Metazoa; Chordata; Mammalia; Artiodactyla; Physeteridae
Gene: THNSL1
Product: threonine synthase like 1
Exons: 2
Coding region: 278-2509 (743 amino acids)
Cellular component (GO): cytoplasm
Source: RefSeq, a predicted model, not a curated record
UCAGGUGGGUGGAGCGCUGGGCUGCUCCGGUCGUGGGCGUGGCGCGAGGACGCGGAGGCCGACCUCGGCGCAGGCGCAAAGGCCGCUGUGCGGAAGCUGGGUGGGCCUAGCGAGGCCUGGGCGGUCUCCCGAGGUGUGGGGUUGCGGCCCGAGGCGGCACUGGCGGCUCCCGGAGACGCUCCUUCCCAUUUCCUUUCCUUUCCCCCGUCUUCUCAGUGUGAUUUUCUUGGGCCAAAGCCAGUUUUUAGGUUGGCCUGCACAGAAAACUGAAAAGAGAAUGCUCCACUUUAACCGAUGUCAGCAUCUGAAACAAGUAACUCAGAAAUGCUUUUCUAGUACACAUAUGAAAACGGAUAAACAUGCACAGCUAUUUCUUUCAAGAACCUUUGCACUUGCAGAAUUAAGGAAGUCAUGGCACUCAAUCUGCUCUCUUGUUGGAGACAAAAAUAUCAUCCUGAUGGGACCACCCGGUGCUGGGAAAACAACAGUAGGCAGAAUAAUAGGUCAGAAACUAGGUUGUUGUGUCAUAGAUGUGGAUGAUGAUAUCCUUGAAAAAACCUGGAAUAUGAGUGUGUCUGAAAAAUUGCAGGAUGUUGGUAAUGAGCAAUUUUUAGAAGAGGAAGGAAAAGCUGUGUUAAACUUCUCUGCAUCUGGAAGUGUGAUUUCCCUUACUGGGUCCAAUCCAAUUCAUGAUGCUAGCAUGCGGCAUCUGAAGAAAAAUGGAAUAAUUGUUUAUCUGGAUGUACCUCCGAUAGAUAUAGUUAGUCGUCUAAAAUUAAUGAAAAUAGAUAGGAUUGUAGGUCAGAAUUCUGGAACAUCUAUGAAAGACUUACUGAAGUUUAGAAGACAGUAUUAUAAGAAGUGGUACGAUACUCGUGUUUUAUGUGAAAAUGGGGCUUCCCCGGAGGAGGUAGCUGACAAAGUGCUGAAUGCAGUUAAAAGAUACCAAGAUGUGGACUCAGAAACGUUCAUUUCCACAAGACACAUUUGGCCUAAAGACUGUGAACAGAAAGUGCCAACAAAAUUCUUUAGUGAAGCUGUGACUGAGGGGUUGGCUCCUGAUGGUGGACUUUUUGUUCCUGAGAAAGAGUUUCCAAAAUUAAACUGUGGGGAGUGGAAAAGCCUCGUAGGAGCAACGUACAUAGAAAGAGCACAAAUACUCUUGGAAAAAUGUAUACAUCCUGCUGACAUACCUGCUUCCAGGUUGGGAGAAAUGAUUGAAACUGCUUAUGGGGAAAACUUUGCCUGCUCAAAAAUUGCCCCUGUCAGGCACCUGUCAGGCAACCAGUUCAUCCUGGAGUUGUUCCAUGGACCAACGGGAUCAUUUAAAGAUUUGUCUUUACAGCUCAUGCCCCAUCUUUUUGCACACUGUAUUCCACCAAGUUGUAAUUACGUGAUACUUGUGGCCACCUCAGGAGACACCGGGAGUGCAGUCUUAAAUGGCUUUAGUCGUCUUAGUAAGAAUGACAAGCAAAGAAUAGCUGUGGCCACGUUUUUUCCUGAGGAUGGAGUAAGUGAUUUUCAGAAAGCACACAUAAUCGGCAGUCAGAGCGAAAAUGGACGGGCAGUAGGUGUCAAGUCAGAUUUUGAUUUUUGCCAGACAUCUAUAAAAAGGAUUUUUCAAGAUUCUGAUUUUACUGGCUUUCUUACUGUGGAAUAUGGAACAGUCUUAAGUUCAGCUAAUUCCAUAAACUGGGGCCGACUGCUUCCCCAGGUAGUUUAUCAUGCUUCUGCAUACCUUGAUCUCGUUAGCCAAGGAUUUAUUUCUUUUGGAUGCCCAGUCGAUGUGUGUAUUCCCACAGGAAACUUUGGUAACAUUUUAGCAGCAGUGUAUGCCAAAACCAUGGGAAUCCCUAUUCGAAAAUUUAUUUGUGCUUCUAAUCAGAACCAUGUUUUGACUGAUUUUAUAAAAACAGGACAUUAUGAUCUAAGGGAAAGAAAAUUAGCACAAACCUUUUCACCAGCAAUUGAUAUUCUCAAAUCUUCAAACCUGGAGCGACAUUUACACUUGAUGGCUAAUAAAGAUGGACAAUUAAUGACAAGAUUAUUUAAUCAAUUAGAAGAGCAGCAUCACUUCCAGAUAGAAAAGAUUCUAGUUGAGAAAGUUCAGCAGGAUUUUGUAGCUGACUGGUGCUCUGAGGGAGAGUGCCUAGCAGCUAUUCACUCUACCUACAAUACUUGCGGGUAUAUUUUGGAUCCACACACUGCUGUUGCAAAAGUAGUUGCAGACAGAAUGCAAGAUAAAACCUGCCCAGUGAUCAUCUCAUCUACAGCUCAUUACUCAAAGUUUGCACCUGCUAUCAUGCAGGCUUUAAAGAUCAAGGAAAUCAGUCAGACUUCAUCAAGUCAGGUUUAUUUACUGAGUUCAUACAAUGCAUUACCUCCACCUCAUGAGGCUUUAUUAGAGAGAACAAAACAGCAAGGGAAGACGGAGUGCCAGGUCUGUGCAGCUGAUGUGAAUGUCCUGAAGAGUCACGUGGAAAAACUAGCACAAAAUCACUUCAUAUAGAAGUUUUCUGAGUUAAAAAAAAAUGUUCUGGUGAUAAGCAUGCAAUAAUAGAUCACAAAAGUUGAUUUGGAAUACAAAUAACAUUUUGUUUUUUAUGUAAAUAUGUAUGUCUAUAUGUAGAUGUUAUCUUUCAGAAUUUCAAUAGCCUAAUCUCUAGAUCUGAACAUUAUACCUACACAUGCUCCUUGGAUCCUUAAUCUGGAAGUGACAGAAAGGUAGCAAAGUGCACAGACCCUUGUGCUGUGCUUUGCACUCAUGAGGGAUAUAUCAGUUUCUACUCCCUCACCCCCACUUUUAAGCAGACCAAAAUGUCUGGUAUUCAAUCUGGCAAUUAAAAUAUUUAAGCAUAGUUGUUACGUAGUACAUCUGUAACCGUUACCAUUUCUCUAUUGAAUAGAAAGAUAAUUUACCACUCUAAUGGUUAACUUCUGUGGAGGAAGUAGCAAGCUCAUCUAUUAAGAAAGGGCUAGGGCUUCCCUGGUGGCGCAGUGGUUGCGCGUCCACCUGCCGAUGCAGGGGAACCGGGUUCGCGUCCCGGUCUGGGAGGAUCCCACAUGCCGCGGAGCGGCUGGGCCCGUGAGCCAUGGCCGCUGAGCCUGUGCGUCCGGAGCCUGUGCUCCGCAACGGGAGAGGCCACAACAGUGUGAGGCCCGCGUACCACAAAAAAAAAAAAAAAGAAAGAAAGGGCUAGUAGUGUUUUUGACUCUUCAUUUCGGACUUGUAAUUAAUUAUGUCUAUUCUACGCCACCCAGAUUAGAUAAGUGCUGUGGCCUUCACUCCCCUUUGGAUAUGUAUAGUUAAGGUGAUGUAGUUUGAAAAUCAAGACACAAGAUUUAAAUCCACGAUGUAAUAAUCAACAGAACUACUUAGCAGUGGAUACAGAAAUAAAAUUAUGUAUCUAUUUCAAGAGAAAAGCUUUCCAGAAUUCAGAGUAUUUGAAUAGUCUUCAUGGAAGUAUGUUUCUAGUUCUACCAGUUGUCCUGUAUUAUUUGGACUCCAUUCCUAUAUAAUUUGUCUGUUGUCUCUCUUUUCAAUGAACAUUGUCUUUGUUGGUAACUAAAAUCACAUACAAUUGAUGCACAUAUUUAGUUUUUCCUUCUUUGUAGUAACAAUACAUUAUAAACGUGAUUUACAUUUGUGAAUUUCCUGGAUGUUUUAUUUCUGAAUUAAAGAUUAUCAGUGA